Molecule: messenger RNA, 1992 nt
Organism: Hipposideros armiger (great roundleaf bat)
Lineage: Eukaryota; Metazoa; Chordata; Mammalia; Chiroptera; Hipposideridae
Gene: NEIL1
Product: nei like DNA glycosylase 1
Exons: 11
Coding region: 382-1401 (339 amino acids)
Biological process (GO): base-excision repair
Cellular component (GO): nucleus
Molecular function (GO): zinc ion binding; DNA N-glycosylase activity; DNA-(apurinic or apyrimidinic site) endonuclease activity
Source: RefSeq, a predicted model, not a curated record
AGGAGUAGGGAGAGGAGGUGGAGUGCGUUCUUUUCCGACCUGGGCCUGGAGCUCACAGAGACCUUUCUGGCUCCCCUGCCCUCCCUCACAGCCGCGGGGACCUAGCUCCUGCGCAGACGUACCCGGAGUCACCUACAGCCCCUCGCCUGACCUCGCUUGGGUUUCGCCUUACUGCCAACUGAGCCUCUGAGCGUUAGUUUUCCUGGUGCUCGCCUCCCAGGCAGGGCUAGGCUCGUUCCUUCAGUGGUGUGGCAACACAGGAGGCCGAGCCGGGCGGUGGCGAGCAAGCUGAGCGUUCUCUGGGGUGGGAGUGGAGGCGGCGGCGGCGGCGGACAACGACAGGACGCUUUCAGAUUUGGGAGUGCUGGGAGGAAGAGAACAAUGCCUGAGGGCCCCGAGCUGCACCUGGCCAGCCGCUUUGUGAACGAAGCCUGCAGAGGACUGGUGUUUGGCGGGUGUGUGGAGAAGUCACCCAUCAGCCGCAACCCUGAGGUGCCCUUUGAGAGCAGUGCCUACCACAUCUCAGCGUCAGCCCGAGCUCCACCCGGCCCCCGGCGCGCCCUCUGCUUCGUGGACAUCCGCCGCUUCGGUCACUGGGACCUCGGGGGCGAGUGGCAGCCAGGCCGCGGGCCAUGCGUCUUGCUGGAGUAUGAGCAGUUCAGAGAGAACGUGUUACGAAACCUAGCGGACAAGGCCUUUGACCGGCCCAUCUGCGAGGCCCUCUUGGACCAGAGGUUCUUCAAUGGCAUUGGCAACUACCUGCGGGCAGAGAUUCUAUAUCGGCUGAGGAUACCCCCCUUUGAGAAGGCCCGCACGGUUCUGGAGGCCCUGCAGCAGCGCAGGCCGAGACCGGAGCUGACCCUGAGCCAGAAGAUCAGGGCCAAGCUGCAGAACCCGGACCUGCUGGAGCUGUGCCACUCAGUGCCCAAGGAAGUGGUCCAGCUGGGGGGCAAGGGCUAUGGGCAGGAGAGCGGGGAGGAGGACUUCACAGCCUUUCGAGCCUGGCUGCAGUGCUAUGGCAUGGCCGGCAUGAGCUCCCUUCGGGACCGGCACAACCGUACCAUCUGGUUCCAGGGGGAUCCUGGACCUCUGGCACCCAAAGGAGACAAGUCCCAAAAGAAGAAACCCAAGGGAGCACCGCGGAGUCCUGAGGACAGAAUGGAGGACCCUCCACCUCCAAGCAAGCCCCCUUCCAGGACACGAAAGGCACGGAGAGGCCUUCCGUCGCAAACUACAGCCCAGCUGCCUGAGGGGACUAGCCUCCAGCAGGACCCAGAAGUCCCCCCAGUUGCUGAGAAAAGGAAGAGGAGGGGGCAACAGGCAACCUCAGGCUGCCGCAGACCCCAGAAGAUCAACGCUGACAUCCCAUCUUUGGAGCCUGAGGGGACCUCAGCCUCCUAGCAGGAGGAUCUCCCAGCUUGCAUCCACUCCUUCCCGCUGCCUUCCCUGGGUCUGUAGGCCUGUGGCUUCCUAGAAGCAGGCUGUAACUGAAGGGGGCUGGAUGCCUAUGGCCCCAUGGCUGUUCCCUAUACAACUACAAUGUUUUCAACUCUAUCCCACUUUCCCCAUUUUUAAGCCCAUGUGAAACAUGCUAUAUUUUAAAAAACAUAAGUUGAUAAACUUGAACUUCUUGGAUUGGCUGCAGAAGAUCUGGGAUGGCCGUUAGGAGGACCUAUUGCCUGGCCCUGAGGACAGGGGAGCCACUUCCUCCACAAGGCAGACUGAGCCCCCUUCUGGUCCUUAAGGCCCUGGCUCUCAGAGGACAGUCUACCUCUGCAGGGACAGCUCCCCAGGGUGCAGAGACCCUGGCCCCAGGCAGCCCAGGGCUCCUCAGCCUGGCCCUGACUGGGCAGUGCUCCCUUCCUGGUGGGGGCCAGCAAGAACCCACCAGCUGCAGCCCGCUGCCUGCUGCAGGGCUUCUUACCUCAUGCUUAGUCCAUUCAGGGUCACUUAUAUCCCCACUCUCAUGGGGCUGCAACCCAGACCCUACAC